Messenger RNA from Morone saxatilis (striped sea-bass), 5993 nucleotides. Its product is annotated as lamin-A-like. The coding region runs from base 3529 to 5460 and encodes 643 amino acids. The record is from RefSeq and is a predicted model, not a curated record. The transcript is spliced from 13 exons. NCBI's taxonomy places the organism in Eukaryota, Metazoa, Chordata, Actinopteri, Moronidae.
UGUUGUUGUUGUUGCUUUUAACUGUAAUGUCGUUUUGUUUUUGUAACAAUUUUCAGACAUUGCAACCCAGUAUUCACGUGACUCCUCUGGCGCAAAGAGUUGAAUGGACACAAACGGAUUAUUCUCGGUUUAUAAGCUUUAAUGUUUGCGCACACAUGGAUUGUUUCUCUUGCGCCUUUGUGACAUUGCUGUAGAUAUUUUCCCGAAGCUGUUUUAUCCAUCUGUACAGUAUUAUUGACAAUCUGCUACUCAACGGCACUUUUUUUCAGGUCCUUUUGCCCAGGUGACCACAGCGAUCCAAUACGGGUUUUCCCACAAACCACAUGACAAAAACGGUUCCUGUCGAGCCACAAACCGACGCGCAGCGCUCACACGCUUCUCGUAAUUCAGUUUUAUGUCAUGUUGGAAGAGACAGGACCGAUUUUUGUAGUGUGUGUCUUCAAAAUCAUCAGACAGAUUGGCGUUGGAGACAGUUUAUAGAGGAUAAUGUUGUCUUUCUGCGGCCGGUGUCAGUCUCUCAAUCAGACUCAGAGUGUGGAGGCGAUGGUGCAGCAUGUCCUCUGCAGGAAAUACAGCAAAUAACCCAACAGCGACUGAGAUCAACACGUUUUCUCACCUCUUUAAAUGUUUUAUCAAAUUCACAGAUUAAGGUUUUUAAUUAACAUCCGGGUUCUAAUUGUGUUUUUCAUUUGGUGACAGUGAGAUUUUUCAUUACACGCAGAGUCACUGCAGAGCUGAACAAAUGCACUUAAAUAGCUUUAAAGGUAUUAAUUAAUAAAAAUCAAGAAUAUAUUGAGAGUUUAAUAUAAUGUGAAAUAAAUACAAUACAAUAUGUAGCACAGUACAGGGGUUAGGAUUCAAUAUGUUGUGAUACUGUAACCAAGGUGAUUUAUUGUGAUUUAAAUAUAUAUAUAUAUAUAUACACACACACACAAAAAGUUUACUUUCUUAUGCAACCAGAACAGUAGGAUCUGCAUUUAUCACAGUCCUUGUCUAGAGGUUGGGUGUUUAAACACAAAAAUCAAUACAGUGUGUUUGAAGAAUUGAGACAAUAUCACAAAAUAAAAUAUAAAAUAAAAUACCCCAAUAUGAUAUUUUUCAGUAUUUUCUUACAGUCCUACUUAAUACACCUUUAAAAUCUUAACAAUAUAAGAUAAAAAAGACUUAAUAGAUUAUAUAAUAGGGUUGUACUGCUUGUUACAGCAGUUAAAGAAAACACAAAUAAGAAAACACACAUUAAAUAAAGGUAAAAACCUUUUUAUGUCUGAUGGAAUAGAGAAAAUUGUGUGUACACAUAAUGUGUAGCAUUAUAAUAAAUAUAUAUAUAUAUAUUAAAGAAUAUUGCUUUUAAAGAUGGAUGAAAUUUACACAGCUAUUAGAGCAGGAGGUAGAGACACAGUGUAAAACUAUAUCUAAUUGCACAGGACAAAAUUAUGUGUAAUUCGGAGGAAAUAUAAGCUAUAAAUAUAAGAAAUAGAGCCAGAUAAUUGCACAGUACAGUUUAUAUAAUCUAAGGCAGUGUGUCAUCAAUCACAAUGUCACAGGUUUAAGUUAGACCUCAUUCCCCAUCUGCCUCUAUCCUCAUUUCCUUUCUGCUUACUCUCAAUAAAUGUAUAAAAUGCCCUCAAAAGAAAACUCUCUCUCGUGUCAUCUUGCACACAUAUUGCCUUAUUUUAAGGGCUCACAAACCAAAAUGUUUGGGAUCCACUGAUGCACCCUCACAACAGCAGGGUCCAACAUAUCCAAAAACUAAUACUGGUAAUUGUGUUGUUAGAAAAAAAACAAAUGAAGUCCUUCGAGUAUCCAAAAACCUUUUAUAAGCCAUUAGCAUCCAGUUUUCCCCCUUUUACUUCCUGUUAAGAAGCUUUCAGGUUGCAAAGAAAUCCAGAUGUAGUUUAGUUGCUGUUUGCCAUCAAAUGUAAAUACGUAUUUUAGAUGUUCUUUUAUAGACAUUUCCCCCAAAUUCAGCCUGACCUUGUUCUUUGCUCACCAUCAGGCCACCAGGUUAAAAAUGAGUCAUAUAAGCUUAUGUUUGCAACCAGCAAUUCAUUACUGCUGCUAGUUUUCAAACUGAGGUCAGGGGACCAACAUGUGACCUUGAGUGGGUUGUAGGGGGUCCCCAGUAAAAGUAGGAAUAGAAUGUUUUAACUUUUAUUUGUAGUGAUCCCAGUUUGAUUAUUGAUUGAGACUUAAUCUUCAAAACUUAAAACUUGAAAAAGAUUCUCAGAAGGAAUUCCUUAUGACAAAAUCCUCUCAAACUGGGGGUCUGUGGUCUAAUGUGUAACUAUUGAAAGGUUUGAGAACCCUUUACUACUAGAGCAGUGGAUCCCAACCUGCGGGUCGGGACCCCCACUACGGGUUGCCAAAGCAUCACAGAGGCCUUGUAGAUUUGAAGGAAACUUAGACUAUACCUCAACAUUUUAUUAUUUUUCUAUGAAGAAAACUAAAUGAUUUCUUUUUUUUUUUAAAGUUAGGAUUAUAAUUUAAGAUAUAAACUUUAAAGUCCUGAACUAAAGAUGUUUUUACAGAAACUUGGACUGAACAAUGGCCAUGUGUCAGUGAAUUUAGUAUGAUUACAAAAUAAGACAAAAUACAUAAUAUAGAUUGUAUAAAGUUAUCUAAAAAUAUCAGGAAAACUCAUCUCUGACGCAACAUUUACAGGAAAUCUCAAAAUUCAUCCGAAUCACUUGUUUUACACAAAUCUUCUGCAGUUAUUUUGUUCCCUGUUUGAGUUCAUUGUACAGUUUAUUAGUUGUUCUGUAAUGGUAUUGUUAUGCAUUGAAUAUAAUGUGAAAUAUCCAUAAAAUAUGUCACUUUAAUCAGGGGUUGACAGUUUACUCAGUUGCAGAAAAGGGGUCACUUGAGGAAAACAUUUGGGAACCACAGUGCGAAAAAAUGUUUAAGUUUCUGUGUUUAAUUUAUAUGAAGCAGCUGAAAAUCUCCUGAGUCAGAGACGUUUUUAUCAAAGCUAAAACUGAACCGACCAAUCGAAGAAUAAGGAAGUCAUUUAGAUUUUGAGUCAGUGUGCAGUAAUUAAGGGUUUAAAACAAUCUAAAAUCUCUCAUAUAACAUUUCAGCUUCAUGGAGAAGUAUGAAGAGUGUGGUUUUAGUCAAACAAACUCAACUCUCAGGCAACAGAUCUGCUUAAAAUUAGCCCUUGUAUCACAUAGCUCUGUGGUGUUUCUUUGAGUAGAGGGUGACUCAUUCAUUCAGACUGCACACCCAUUACAGUGGGAGAGAGACAGACAGAGAGAGAGAGAGAGAGGAACAACCACCUACCAAGUGCCAAACUGGAGGCCAACCUCUCUCCUCUCCUCCCAUCUCAUUCUUUCCUAUAUGGGCACUCAGAUGGGUUUGCAGACAGUGCAGUAACAGACUGAACAGUGCUGGAGAACCAAGAGAGGCCACCCUCAUUACAAGAUAACAAAGGCAAUUAACAGAGUCAAAGUCCAAAGAACAAAGUCCACGAAUAUCCUCGGAGCAGCGUUUUUCUCCUUAUCCAACGAGCUCUAAAAAAGAUAGCAGACAAUGGCGACACCCAAAAACACUCCCCGAGGUGCAAACAUGUCCAUGUCCCCCAACCGUAUCACCCGGCUCCAGGAGAAAGAGGACCUGUCCAACCUCAACGACCGGCUGGCCGUCUACAUCGACAAGGUGCGCUUUCUGGAGGCUGAGAACGCCGGCCUGCGUCUGCGCAUCACAGAGUCAGAGACAGAGGUCAGCCGGGAGCUGACAGGCCUGAAGGCUGCCUAUGAGACCGAGCUGGCCGAUGCCCGUCAGACUCUGGACUCUGUGGCCAAAGAGAGAGCACGUCUGCAGCUGGAGCUGGGCAAGCUGCGGGAGGACCACAAAGAGCUGAAAGCAAGGAAUGCCAAAAAGGAGUCAGACUUGGCUGGAGCGUUGCAGAGGCUCAAAGACCUGGAGGCUCUGCUGAACUCGAAGGAUGCAUCCCUGACUACAGCUCUGGGAGAGAAGCGAAACCUCGAGGUGGAAAACAGGGACCUGAAGACGCAGGUGGCCAAGCUGGACACCAGUUUGAACGAUGCCAGGAAGCAGCUGCAGGAUGAGAUGCUGAGGAGGGUGGAUGGAGAGAAUCGCAUCCAGACCCUCAAAGAGGAGCUGGAGUUUCAGAGGAAUCUCCACUCGGAGGAACUGCGGGAGACAAAGCGGCGCCACGAGUCUCGUAUGGUUGAGUUGGACAAUGGCAUCCAGCAGGACUUUGAAAGCAAGUUGUCGGAGGCGCUGAUGGAGAUGCGUAACCAGCACGAACUGCAGAUCAAAAUGUACAAGGAUGAGAUUGAGAAGACCUACAAUAACAAGCUGGAAAAUGCUCGCCAGUCAGCGGACAGGAGCAGUAACCUGGUUGGAGCAGCACACGAGGAGCUCCAGCAGACACGAAUCCGCUUGGAGUCCAUGUCCUCUCAGCUCAGCCAGCUGCAGAAACAGCUGGCGGCCCGCGAGGCGAAGGUGAGGGACCUGGAGGAAGCUCUGUCUCGGGAGCGGGACACCACACGUCGUCUGCUGGGAGACAAAGACAGAGAAAUGGCCGAGAUGAGGCAGCAAAUGCAGCAGCAGCUGGAUGAGUACCAGGAGCUCCUGGAUGUCAAGCUGGCUCUGGAUAUGGAGAUAUGUGCUUACAGGAAGCUGCUGGAGGGAGAGGAGCAGAGGCUGCGUCUCUCCCCCAGCCCCCCGCCCACCAAAAUGACAGGAAGUCGUUCCUCUACUUCCGGAGCUCACUCUCGAUCAGUCCACUACGGCACUCAGAACUCUCCGGCCAAGAGGCGCCGCCCCAACGACACCGACAGCGAGGCUUCGAGCUUUGCAGGUGGAGCUGUGGCCCGCACUCGCAUCACCCAGCAGGCCUCAGCCAGCGGACGGGUCACCGUGGACGAGGUGGACCUGGAGGGGAAAUAUGUCAAACUCAGCAACAAAUCAGAUGAGGAUCAGAAUUUGGGGAACUGGCAGGUGAAGCGACAGGUGGGAUCUGGUGCUCCCAUUAUCUUUAAGUUCCCGGUGAAAUUCACCUUGAAGGCGGGACAGAGGGUCACGAUCUGGGCCUCUGGUGCUGGUGGAACCCACAGUCCUCCCUCUGACCUGGUGUGGAAGACUCAGCCCUCUUGGGGCACCGGAGACAUGUUGCAGACCACCCUGAUCAGUGCCAAUGGAGAGGAAAUGGCAAUGAGGAAGGUCAUCCGCACACACCUUGAAGAAGACGAUGAUGACAUGCAGGUGGCUCACAGCACCUGUGGAGACAGUGAGUACAACCUGCGGAGCCGGACGGUCGUCUGCGGCUCCUGCGGACUUCCAUCAGACAAAUCCAGCAGCUGCUCCGUGACCUCAGGUUCCCGCUCCUUCCGCAGCGGAGGCAUCUCCGAGGGUUUGCUGCCCCACUCCUACGUGUUCAGCACCAGCACUCCUCGCAAGACUGGAGGCAGAAUGGAGAGCUGUCCAAUUAUGUGAGCCCCUGGAUCCACGCUGAAACACUUUCAACUAUUCAAUUAGUUUUUAGUUAUCAGUUCUUUAGUUACCAGCUGUAGUUAGUUCACUUCAUGUACUCUGGAAUAUUUUUUCAAGAUAUUGUAUGCAAUGAAAUUUUAUACUGCUUUUUUUUUUUUAAUAAUGUACAUAGGCAUGCUUAUGAAAUAUUUUCUUAGAUUGAAAUCAUGAUUAAAGCAGGCAGUUUUGUUUGUAUCUGUGACAUUAAGAGUUUUAGAUUUCUCCCAGGCUUCCUGCCAAGCAGUAACAUAUGAGCCUAGCAGCUACUUUAACAGUUUAAAACAACUAAAAGUUGACGAUGCAAUAAAUUAGAUUAAAAUCAUACUUUCUUGUGCUUUUCAUAACACAGUUCAAUCAGAUUUGCAUUACACUCUGUAAUGAUGCAGCAGGGUUGCAUUAAAAUUAUUUUUGUUCAUGUAUUUCGAAAAACACUUUGAAUUUUAUUCUGGAAAGUAAAUUGAGAUCAACUUUGCUACAGAUCCACAGAAUAUUAUGUA